AUGGAGGUGGUGAGGGACCCCAUCCGCCUUACAGCUGGUCCUGCGACUGGAGUUCAACCGGCCCCUCCCUCAGUGGUACCAGUUAUUCCGACCGUCCCGUUGCCCUCGGCUCUUUUGGCCUCUUUGCCUGCCCCCUCUUUUGGGAGUAGUGACACUGCUGUGCUACGUACGGCACCAUUACCCUCUGUACCUCCGGCCCCUUUGCCCGUGCAGCCACCUUCUGCCAGCGCUGCUCCCUUACCGGUCCCUCCUUCAGGGAGUGAUGGAGUUGUCAGACGAAGGACAGUCCGAUCUACAGCUGGCCACCAUUCCAAUCUUCAUCAUCUACCUAGGCCGGUCAACGAGGCAGCCCAAGCUGGGCCUCCGGCCGUGCAGUUAAACUCUGUGUCUGCUUUCUUUAGGCCGUGGUCUUAGGGUGAGAUUCUUCAAGAGCAUCGUCGGGCCGACGAUGAAAAUCGGGGGGGUGGAUUGUAGUGGUAUGAGGCACCACGGCCUCAAGCUCAGCUCUGUUUGCCUCUUCCAAGCUCUUAGCCAAUCACGGUGCAGACAGAGGAUAUAAAAGUAGGCUGCGUUCCUCCCCCUGACCUCUCGCUUCCUGCCUCUUCGGCCCGCCCACUUCCGGGUCGUCGCCCAUACUGCUCACCUCGGAGCACAGGUAGGCUCACAUUGGCAUGUGAUUUGUGCACCCUCGUCUGGGUUUUAUUUAAUCUAAAUCGUCGUUGAUUGCUAGAUCUGGCAUUUGGCGUCUGGGGACGAGACUGUCGGGCGCGUUCACCGCUGUCAUCCAAGCCUAGGUGAGUCAUGGCGAGCUACCUUUUGUUUGUUGUUGUUAGCCAGGUGCUAAGCCCCUUUCCGCUCCUUCUCUCAUAGUUGUCGGUCUCCUCGUGCAGCGCAUGGCUGUCUCCGCCUGCUGUGCAGGCUUUCUUCACCCCUCUCCCUCUUGGACGGGACUAAAACUCCCGGCGGAUGAACCGGACCUUGCAGACCCUGAAAGCUAAGUACGAUUAUGGCUGGUUAGCCCCGGCUACCUGGAUACUGCCGCUGUGCUGCUGCUGUUGCAUCGCUGCCGCUUUGCUGCCGU
This is a messenger RNA of Xyrichtys novacula (pearly razorfish), 1081 nucleotides long. Lineage: Eukaryota; Metazoa; Chordata; Actinopteri; Labriformes; Labridae. The record is from the annotation of a GenBank genome assembly.